GAGUAGGAAGAAGAAGCCGAUUCUGGAAGCCAUUACGUUGCGCAUAUCAGUUAAGUACUAUUUUUGCGUAUAGUACGUACAACAAUUUCUCCAUAAAGAAGGAUUUCUGCAGUUAUGGUCUCCGUCGCGAAAAAAAGAAAAAUGAAUUUCUCGGAGAGAGAGGUUGAAAUUAUUGUGGAGGAAAUAGAGAAACAAAAGCACACAUUGGUUAACCACUUCAAUGCUGGAGUAACUCACAUAGCAAAGAACAACGCGUGGAUGGAGAUCCUCAAAAAGGUGAACGCUGUCACGACCUGUCCCAGGGAGUUGCCGGAGGUCAAGAAGAAAUGGUCGGAUAUGAAGACGGAGGUCCGGAGGAAAGUGGCUCAGGCGCGGGCAGCCAUGGAGGGGACGUCCGCCGAUUGUACUCCAGUCCCCGUCCUGCUCACUGCCAUGCAGCAGAGGAUCUGUAACCUCCUGGGAGAAGCCACCAUCAUCAGUUUACCUGCGGGAGACUCGGAUGGCGAGAUCGCGUUGCCCGUCACCGUGAACGCCGCCGCCACCGUCACACUUGCAGAGACUAUUCCAGCAGGCUCUUCAACAGUUUGUGAUGAAGCAAAGUCCCUGAAUGCUGAAACAGCCUACCAAGCAUUAGAAGACGGCGACAUGGUAGAAUACUGCACAACGACCGUAGGCGAUUCAGCGCCUGCUGUGGUGGCAACUGUCGAAGCUCCAGUAGAAGUGUUGGAGUCAUCUACAGCUUCCUCGCCGCUACCGCCUCAGAGUCAGGCGAAGCCUCAGGAAUUGAAGAGCCGCAUUGCCCUCAACUCAGCUCGACUAUUGCAAGAGCAGCGGGUCACCAACGUCCACAUCCGACAGAUAGCCCAGCACCUCGAGGGUCAGAACCAGCUUCUCCAGAUGAUGCGCCACUCCCAGGAGGCCCAGGUUUUUGCACAGGAGCGACAAGCUCAGGCCUUGGAAGGUACCCAAGCUGCACUGCUCGCUCUGGUCCAGAUGCUCAGGCCUGCUCUAAAAGAUUUGCGAAAAUUUAUGCAGAGCGGUAAUGAAGUCACAAACUCGGGCAGCGCGGCAGCAGCGGUCACAACUGAUGCGGCUUUAAUAGAUGAGCAGAACAGGCCCACGACAUCACCACCUGCUGCACAAACUGAGGCAACACAAUAGACUCUCCCUGUCUGAGGAAUUCCUGCACAUAGACUUGAACAAAGCCUUGAAAAACAUUUCAGAGUUGCCUUAGGAAGCAUGUACAAAAAUGGAGCUCUUUUCCAAAUUGGAAAACAGUCAGAUGUUAACUUCAGUUUGAACUUUUAUAGUUUUUGAGAGUAACUUUAGGUGGAAAACCGAAAUUAUGUUUUCAUCCAGAAUACUAAAGCCAGUCUUGUUUUUAGAUGUUUGACCUCGACCAAUGAAACCAAAAAAUAACUCAACCAGUGUUUUUCCUAAACAUUACAUACUUACUACGAUUAACGCAGGUAAUCUCUACUGAUUAGGAAUACCAUUUAAUUUAGGAGUUACUGUGUUUAUUAGGGAUAUUCAAUUGCUCAUUAAGAUUUAUGACUGUUGAACUGAGCGUCUAUUAAUCAUUCUUUGAUGCCAUUUCACCAAACUGGAUUGCACUAUUUAGUUGCAAAUAGCAGAGGCACGGUUGAUUCCGUCUCAACUUGUUUGCUGUCCAAAGGAGUAUUACAUAGUGUCAGUUAUUGAUCAAACACUAGAAUCAGAACAGGUGUACAGAAUAUUCAGAGAGAUACUACUGGUCCGUUAAAAAUAUUGAUUGAACAAAUUAAAAUAGAUGCAUUGAUCACUCAGCUUUCCCAUAGUCAAUCCACAAGGGUUAGUCUAAUGCCCACCCCUAGUGUGUAUCGCUUUUACCGUGUACAUUGUUUUUUCUUUUAUAUUUAAGUAGAUGAAUUAUGUCAUGAACUUGUCUUUAAAAUAUGACGUUAAAUGGUACAUCAGUCAAAAAUAUAGUACAGCCCAAAAGUUUUGACCUACCUUCUCAUUCAAUGCGUUUUCUUUAUUUUCAUGACUAUUUACAUUGUAGAUUGUCACUGAAGGCAUCAAAACUAGGAAUUAAC
Molecule: messenger RNA, 2075 nt
Organism: Entelurus aequoreus (snake pipefish)
Lineage: Eukaryota; Metazoa; Chordata; Actinopteri; Syngnathiformes; Syngnathidae
Gene: naif1
Product: nuclear apoptosis inducing factor 1
Exons: 3
Coding region: 115-1161 (348 amino acids)
Cellular component (GO): nucleus
Source: RefSeq, a predicted model, not a curated record